This is a messenger RNA of Rotaria sordida, 1656 nucleotides long. The record is from the annotation of a GenBank genome assembly. Lineage: Eukaryota; Metazoa; Rotifera; Eurotatoria; Philodinida; Philodinidae.
AUGUAUGCCUCAAAUGAAGAUGAAGAUUGGGUUUAUUUGCAUGAAACACCAUCAAUAAAUCUAGUUCUUCGACAAACUGUAAAUUUCAGUGAUAACGAAUAUUCUAAUUCAUCAUUAUUAUCAAGUUCCAGCACCAGCAGCUGUUCAUCAAAAUUAGAUCGAAGUGUUUCAUUAUCUUCUAUUUCUUCAACGGAACUUGAACAUGCAAAAAAUGACGAUAUAAUAAUAAAUAAUAGUAUGUUUCACUCAUCUAUAAAUAACUAUCAUCAUCCAAAACAAGAAAUUCAUUUAUUAGAAGCAACAAAUGAUGAAGAUAUAUUAUUAUAUUAUGAUCAUAAUAAUACACCAACUACAAAUAUUAAUAACCAUUUAUUAUCAACCAGAGAAGAAAAUGAAAUUUUACCAUCUGAAGUAAUUAUUUCGAAUGAUAAUGAGAAUUCAACUAUUGAAAUAAAUACUAAUACACCUGAAGUAAUGAAUGAGAAUGAUAUACUCAAUACUGGAUUUGAAUUAAAUCAAACAAUAUCAUUAACAAAUAGUAAUGAAUCACUUUCAUUACCAAAUAAUCUUCGUUCUCGUAUUGAUUUAAAUGUUCAACAAACAGAUAAGUCUAAAACAAUACAAUCAAGUUCAAUUUUACAAGAGCUUAAGCCACAAAAAUACUUUGAACAGUAUAAAAAUAAAAAUAAUAUAUCGAUUUCUUGUAUAUACAUAAUUGUAUUCUUGGCUUUCUCAUUUAUUCUUGGACAUAUUGUUACACGAUGGGACCAAUCAAUGAUAACUAAAGUUGCGGAAGAACUUAUUAAAACAAAUCAACGUUUAUAUCAUAUAAAAGAUAUCCCUAUGGGAAAUAAUAUUGAAGAAAAAUUCACAAAACAGUUAGAAGAAAAACUUCAAAAUAUGAUCCAUCAACAAUCAGUAUGGCAUGAUCAUGAAAAAAAUACUUUUAGUUUACAAAUAUAUGAACUUCAAGAAAUAUUAAAAAUGACACGACAAAAUUUAACAAAUACAAUUUAUCAAUUAACUCAAGAGAAUGAACGAUUACAAGGAAAAAUCAAAUCAUUAGAACAUCGUUUACAAGUAACUGAAGAACAGUAUUCCCAAAAAACAAAAAUAUGUAUAGAAGGUGUUAAUUGUACAGAAUCAACAUUCAACGAAUUAGCUGCUACUAUAUUCAAGCAAACAGUUUCAAUUACUACUGAUAUUUCAGUUAAUUUAUCAGAUCUUUUCAAAUAUUUAAGUGGAUCAGUUAGUAAUAUUGUUGAUCAUCGUCAUAAAUAUAUUGAAAAAAGUAAACGACAAUUAACUAAUUUUAUUCGUUCAUCAACUGUUAAAAAAUUUCAAACAUCAUUACGUCGUAGUAUUGCAAAUCUUUCUUCAUCAUUUCGUAAAACUAAAGUAAAUUAUGUUACAUGGCUUAAAUCACGUAUACAACGUCGAGAACAAAAUCGAAUAGAAAAUAAUAAAAAAGAAAAACAACAACGACAAAUACAUAUAAAAUAUCCAUGGCGUUGGACAUUUCAACAAGGUUUUAAUCGAGAGCGUGUACGCCAUCAAACAUCAAAUAAAGAAAAAACUUGUUAUUCGAAAUUUAAUUUUCCAAUGAAUAAAAUAUAUUCAAUAAAAAAUUGGAUGAUUAAAUUACUUCGACCAUAA